Messenger RNA from Cynoglossus semilaevis (tongue sole), 1343 nucleotides. Its product is annotated as adenosine deaminase domain-containing protein 2-like. Gene Ontology annotation, molecular function: double-stranded RNA adenosine deaminase activity; double-stranded RNA binding; adenosine deaminase activity. The transcript is spliced from 8 exons. The record is from RefSeq and is a predicted model, not a curated record. Gene Ontology annotation, biological process: RNA processing; adenosine to inosine editing. Lineage: Eukaryota; Metazoa; Chordata; Actinopteri; Pleuronectiformes; Cynoglossidae. Gene Ontology annotation, cellular component: cytoplasm; nucleolus. The coding region runs from base 57 to 1328 and encodes 423 amino acids.
UAGAGAUUGGUGCUGAGAAUGGAGAGAGGAGGAGAAGAAAGGAGGAGAGACGAAAAAUGAGGGGGAGUGAGGGGAGGUCAACAGAAGGAGAGGCAGAUGCUCAUGCCUUGGAUGCCUGUGUGCCAAUAAUUAUCCUGAUGAGGUUUACCAAGCGCGGCGCAGCAUUUCUGCAUCGUGAGUUGUUUCCCACGACAGAGAGGAGGAAAAGAAAGAAGAGAAAAGCAGUGUUCUUGUUAACCAUGGAUAAUCACACUUCCAAUCCAAGAAGAGGUGCUCACAGGCUUCCACCAGACUUUGAGUCAACCUUGGACCUUCUGGAUCCUCAGGACUACCUGACAGAAGAUGAGCCGUUUUACAGCAGCACUUCAGAGCAGAGGGUAGAUGCUGAUGCCUCCAGUGACCCUGUUGAAGGGACAGAUUUUCUUUAUGAGGACUGUGAUGGAAGCAGAUUAGAAGGAUCUGUCAAUCUUACACUCGAGAGCAUCGAUGAAUCUCCUGACAUCCUGUUGGAAGAUGAGGUGGAAGAGUCAGACGAUGACUCAAAUCUCCUGUCCGUCUCUAGUGUGUCACCUGCUGAAAGCGUGAUGCUGGAAGAAGAGCUCCCUCUAGACCAGCUCAAGGACUUCGGCAAUCAAGACAAGAGCGCAACUCCUGAAGGAUGGUCGAGUGAGUGGCACAAGAAACAAAUGGCUUUGAUAAGUAGCGAAAAGUUCAACAGCCUCCUAAAGAUGUUCCCGGAGUUUCACGGCUGCAAGAGCCACAUGGCAGCUUUUGUCUUGACCAAAGAAGUGACUGACGCAGAAGGUUGUCCGUAUCAUCAGUACAAGGUUGUCGCGCUAGGUACUGGUAGUUCCAGCUGUAACAGAUGGCUUUGCUACAAUGGGACGAUGGUCCAUGACUGUCAUGCCAUCGUCGUUGCAAGGCGUGCGUUCCUGAGGUUCCUCUACAAACAGCUCAUGCUGUUCUUUGAUGCUGAUCCAGUGGCGCAGGAGAACUGUGUCUUUGAAAACAGCGAAGACAGCCAUCAGCUACUGCUCAAAGCCAACAUCCGCCUGCAUGUCUAUUCCAAUCACUGUCCAGAAGGAGCUGCUAACAACAUCUUCUUCAAUGACUCAAGCAACGCUUGGGCAGCAGUGAAGCUCCAGUGUCAUACAAAAGGCCUGAUGGUCCCUGUGGCCUACCUUGACCCAAGCUACUCGGGAGCCAAAGUCUGCAGCAUUUCCAGCAGUGACAAGCUGAGUUCCUGGAUCAUUACUGGGGUUCAGGGGGCACUACUGAGCAACUUCAUUCUGCCUGUCUACAUCACCAGCAUGGUCAUAGGUAAGUAAUAUGACAUUUUUGAC